CUUGUCUGCCUCUUAAAACUUUUAUUUUUUACUUUUUUAUAUAUGUGAUAUACAUUAGCAAAGAUAACAUUUUCAUCAACAAUCCUACAAAAAGAGCAAAAUGAGGGCAAAUCAUGGUCACGAGCUACCAGAGGACUUCUGGAUACCCAUCGCUCUGGAUACCAACAACAUCACAUCACUCAGCCCUUUCCUGGUUCCCCAGGAUCACCUGGGGGGCUCGGGUGUCUUUUACAGCAUGGCGGGAUUUAUGUUCUUUGUAUUCGUGGUUGGCACUGCUAUCAACACCCUCACCAUCGCAUGCACCAUGAAAUACAAAAAGCUUCGGUCCCACCUCAACUACAUCCUGUUGAACUUGGCUGUGGCCAACCUUCUUGUGUCCUGUGUGGGCUCCUUCACCGCCUGCUGCUCCUUUGCAUCCAGAUAUUUCAUCUUUGGACCUCUAGCAUGCAAGAUUGAAGGUUUUAUGGCAACACUUGGCGGUAUGGUAAGCCUGUGGUCUCUGGCUGUGGUAGCUUUUGAAAGAUGGCUGGUCAUCUGUAAGCCACUUGGGAACUUUGUUUUCAAGCCCGACCAUGCUAUAGCCUGCUGCGUAUUCACUUGGAUCUUUGGACUGAUUGCCUCAGGUCCUCCACUGGUCGGAUGGAGCAGGUAUAUCCCAGAGGGCCUGCAAUGCUCCUGUGGCCCAGACUGGUACACAACUAACAACAAAUACAACAAUGAGUCCUACGUGAUGUUCCUUUUCUGCUUCUGCUUUGCUGUUCCAUUUGCCACCAUUGUCUUCUGCUAUGGUCAACUGCUCAUCACACUGAAAAUGGCAGCGAAGGCCCAGGCUGAGUCUGCCUCCACCCAGAAGGCAGAGAGGGAAGUGACCAGGAUGGUGGUUGUCAUGGUGCUGGGCUUCCUGGUGUGCUGGAUGCCUUACGCCUCCUUUGCUCUGUGGGUUGUGAACAACCGAGGGCAACCGUUCGACCUGAGACUCGCCACCAUACCAUCCUGCUUCUCAAAGGCUUCUGCGGUCUAUAACCCUAUUAUCUACGUCCUCUUCAAUAAACAGUUCCGUUCAUCCAUGAUGAUGAUGUUGGGGAUGGGUGGAGGUGAAGAGGAGUCAUCAACAACACAGUCAGUGACUGAAGUCUCCAAAGUUGGGCCUGCUUAAACCACGCAUUUCUCUGCCACUGAUGAUUUGUGAAUUGUAAAUAACAAUGAAGAUAUGUAUGUUUUGUCAUAUGAAAAAAUGUGUGA
Molecule: messenger RNA, 1242 nt
Organism: Seriola dumerili (greater amberjack)
Lineage: Eukaryota; Metazoa; Chordata; Actinopteri; Carangiformes; Carangidae
Product: blue-sensitive opsin-like
Exons: 5
Coding region: 101-1156 (351 amino acids)
Biological process (GO): visual perception; phototransduction; G protein-coupled receptor signaling pathway
Cellular component (GO): membrane; photoreceptor outer segment
Molecular function (GO): G protein-coupled receptor activity
Source: RefSeq, a predicted model, not a curated record